Molecule: messenger RNA, 9351 nt
Organism: Ornithorhynchus anatinus (platypus)
Lineage: Eukaryota; Metazoa; Chordata; Mammalia; Monotremata; Ornithorhynchidae
Gene: ICE1
Product: interactor of little elongation complex ELL subunit 1
Exons: 19
Coding region: 1573-8439 (2288 amino acids)
Source: RefSeq, a predicted model, not a curated record
GGGGCGGCGGGGGUGUCAUCUCUGUACUUAUCGUAUUCCUACCCCUCGUUGCUUCUCGUCGUCUUCUCUGCGCGUUUCUGAUCCCGUACCUCCUCCCGGUAUAAAUAAUCGGAGCAGAUUUAGCAGACCUGAAUGGGGGAGGCUUAAGCCCGUCGAUUUUAAUCGAGCGACCGUAUUAACUGAGCGCCUACUCUGCGCGGAGCGCUGUACUAAGCGUUCGGGUCAAGCGAGCACGUUCAGGGAAAUGCACUUGGAACGGACUGACUCUGCCUCCCGCCUACACAUCCGUAGCACAUCAGACCCGCGCUCGCUCUCUCGUGUCACACUUUCCGCAGGAGGUUCUGCAUUCAGGUCAGCGUUAGAUGGGAAUAAAGCAGAUGGCUUAGUAACGUGACGUCUGAUCGUGUCGACGUGGUGCCGUUGGGUCAUUGCCUUUUUCGGAAUCACGGCGGACUUUUAUUAGCCAGUCGUCGCCGGCACUUGGUUUCCCAGGAAACCCGUCCCGUUCUCAUCAGGGUUUCAGAGCUCCGAGCGGUCUCGUCCUUGACUUCUGGGCGUAUCCGACGAUCAUAUCGAGCGUUUAGUUUCUUUUUGGUAAUUCAGUCUGCCGAGUCCCGACAGCGGGGAAGGAGCAGGGAGGCUAGUGCUGAUGAUUACGGAGCAGUAACGGGAGCGUUCACGGAGGAACUGAUCUCCCUGGCAAGGAGGGAUUUUAUUGCCAUUCGGCCUCUGUUGCUCCGAAUUUUUCUUCUUUUCACGUGACCCGUGUUUCGUGGGAAUGAGCGCAAGAGAGUUUUCAGAUCCUGUCCGCCGGCGUCGGUACCGUGAAGGUCGCUGCUGGCCGGCCAGCCCGGCAGGUGAGCGCGAAGAAAUUCCCGGCCCACCCUGUUGGCCGAGGCACGCGGGUAGCGAAAUGAGGGAAACGGGCCUUCUCUGCUAUUUGUCGAGUACCGUCAUCUGCUAGAAGUGGGUGUCGGUUGGCAAAAACCGAUUGGAAGAAUCGAGGAUUCAUCUGGGACAAGAGGAAAUGGCGGUUUAGGACCUAGAACCUCUCCUCGGGUCUGCCAUUCUCUCCGCCGCACGGAUUGAGCCGGUAACGUGUCUGAACGACGAAAGAGUUCCGACGUGAGGGCACGGAUCGUCUCAGUAUCGUGAUGUUCCGUUAAGCCUCACAAAAGCCGCUUUCGAACCUCAAACCGGAGAAGGAUUAGAGGUUAUUCGGAACCGACUGAUUUGACAUAGCUCACCUCGGUUCAACAGUGUAUUUAAAAGAUGUCGAGUCCCGCGUUUUCAGUAGUAGUGGUUUGAACGGGGCCACUCACGCUGUCGUCCCGGCCGGGCACGGAAUAGAAAUGAGCCGGUGAGGCAGGCAGGGGAACACCACCGUUGUACUCGAUGGGAGACUCCGUCGUCGUCGUCGUCGUCGUCGUCCUCGUCGUCAGGCGCACGUUUCGAAUGAUGGAGCAGUCGGACGUCAUCCUUUGAAAUUUGCUGGCGGAAUAUCAACAUAAAUGUAAUGAGCUGCAAUUUGCCGAAAGAGAAAACAGCACACUUCGUCACCAAGUAGAACAGAUGCUGGAAAAAAUUUCCCCUCUGGAGAAAUGUCAGGAAGAACUGGGAUGCUUGAAAGCAGAGCUGGAAGAGAAAAAGAGUACGCUCAAGAUAUACCAGGAGACUCAUCUGGAAUACACACGUGUGAAAGAAGAAUGCCUAAAAAGUGAUAUCGUGAAGAAGAAGCUGGAAGCCAGAGUGAAAAAGCUGGAAGAGGCUGCGAUAAAACAGACCCAGGACUUCAAGCAACUGAAAAUGGAAAAGAAAAUUCUUGAAAAGGAGCUUAAGAAGGCACAGGAAAAAAUAGAGGCAUUUCCCAAGCAGAAGAAUAAAAAAGUGCUGAAACAUACAGGAACACAAAGCUCCAAUGAUGAUCCAGUUGCCAAUUUAGAUAAAAAAAAAAUAAGAUUGUUACUGAAAGAACUCUGGUUGUGCAUCGACUCCACCUCAGAGACACUGCAGCCUGAGGAUGAAGAAUGCAUCCCAUCACCUUCCUUCGAAGAACUUUCAGUGACACCAGAAAAGAAAACUAAGGCUUUGAAUGAGGAAGAAAAGGCGGCCGAAGAACACCGACAGUCGAGGAAGUCUCUUGAUGACUGUGAAGCGCCUCCACACCAGAGCAGUCCCGUAGAAACCCUAGAAAUGCAGACGUGCUUAACGACCCUGUCGAUGGAAGUAGACCGGGAACCUCCUGGCUCGGACUCCUCAGCCGAUGACAGGAUCGGCGAAGAGGACCGCAGUAUUGAAAUUGCUUUUCGCGAGGACGACGGGACAGAGCCUGGGAGGACAGAAGAGGCACAGGACAGAUGGUCUGACUUCCCGGGUGAAAAACACAAACUCACUGAAGAGGAGCUACAAGUGAUCUUGAACUGGGUCAAACCCCCUCCCCUUUUGUCUCCGGUGAAAUCGUUGCCACGGUUUACGCCAGACACGUUGUUUGGAGACCUUUCGGAUUCCAGCGACGACGAAAUAUCUCAUAGUGCGCAAGCUGUCGAAUGUAUUCUAGAAAACAACCCAGCUGAAUUCCAGAACACCUAUGGCCUCAACGGUGUAGAAGAGGAAAGUAAACACUGGGACGAAGGGCCCGAACCAGACCCCGGCAUCGUGAGCCCAAGUAAACUGGAUAAGAAUGACGUCACACCCGGUGGGUACGACAUUUUGACAACAAAACCAAGAGAUUGUAGUGAGGACAAAGUGGAGUCAGAGCAGACAGCUUCGAUAACUUCCACCGGAACUGAUGAAGAACCCCCGGCGGUGCCAUUUGAAUAUGUAACGGAUGACAAGUCGGGUACGUCAGAGAAGAUGGAAAGCCAAGUGGCAGAAACAAUCCAGGAGGUGGAUCACAAAGCGGUGCAAGUCGAAGAGACAGCCUGUGCAAUUGUUUGUUCGUCUCCUAGCUCUGAGUGCCCGAGGCAGGCGACACCUGUCCCGGUGCCGGCGGUGGAGGCCUCCCCUUCGCGUACGGAUCCGUGUAGCCCUCAACGUAGCCGGGAAAGGUCCAUUCAACCAGCAGAGCCUCCGGGGGAGAGCGUGUCAGCUAAAGAACAAGCGUCCCAGUCGAAACUUGAUAAACAAAUGGCAACGGAAAUCGCCUGUCCCGGCGAAAGUGUGUCGACAGCCCACCGACGUCUCCAGGAAGAAGGCAGAGAGGCAGCGAGUGAGAAGGAAGAAAUGAAAAUGUCCAACCGUCAGUCGGAGCCCGGUUUCCAAGAAACCAGCGAAUCAGAAGACGGAGAGGCCGCCCUUAGAAGAGAGAACCCUGGGGAGGAUUUUUUGUUUUCCUUUUCUACCGAUGCUUCUUCAUCGCUUAACUCCAGCGGUUUCAAGAGUCAGGAUAACGAGAUGACGUAUCAGUCGAGGAUGGAAAGGACAGUAAAGCAGUGUGUUGUUACAGACUCUGUUACUGAGGCUAACCUUGGCGAGAUCCCACCGGUGGAACCAAACACUUGCGAGCCAGUUCCUCGGUCUCAGAAUCUGUCCACGUCGGACAGGCGGUCGGAGCCUUCAGAGGGUUCUCGAGGCGAAAGCAAACUGGAGCUCACCCUCCGGGCUUUGAAGCUCGGAUCGGGGACGACGGAAUCAGUCCAGAAUAGCACGGAGAUGGAGGGUGCCGGCAUUCCAGAAGACCAGGCCAAAGUGCAGCCAGGCGAUCAGUCGGGAUGUGGAGGCAGAAGUGGCGAACGAGAUAAAAUUGAAGAUCAGAGGAUUGAAGUUGAUGAAACCGAAUUAGAAAACCCAUCUUUAAGCGACUGUCUUAGUAAUUUGGUAAAGUGUGAUCGUAGUUUCGAAAUAUACAAAUCACGUAGCGUUGAAGAAAGCGAGCAGCUACUGAAGAGAAAUUUUGAAAGACCGGGAGCUGAACCAGGCGGUGAACAAGAAGUUUUGAAGUUAGAACUGAGGUCUACCUUGGAAGGCACAAGAAUGUCACCCAAAUUAGAAUUUCUUGAGGGAGAAGACGAUCCCGUAGAACUGAAGGAGGAAUUACUUGUAGCUAGCCAUAACCGUAGGACUCUGUCCUUAUCCCUCGAAACAAAUUCGAGAACAGACGGCGACCAGACAAAAUCUGAAAAACAGCCCGUUGCGGAGCUUGAAUCUCUAAAAUCGUGUGGUAGGGAGGUGAAUAUUCCACCUGAACGGACGUCACCCCAACCGAAAGGUGUCAUCGAGAAAAGUGACGAACCAUUAGAAAGCGAGGAAGUAGACGCGGCAUCGCCGGUCGAGCAAGCCACUUCAACCUGGCCACGGUCCGAUUUGAAGGCCUCUGCUGAUUUCCUCGCCGUAGAGGAUUCUGUGUGUGCAACAGCCGGAGAGUCACCGGUCCCUUCUGAAGGAUUCUCGGUUCAAAGCCAGAAAAGCCAUACGGCAGAAAUGUUUGUCCUGCGUGAUAGAGGGAAGCCAAAUCAGCCUUGUGAUGCCACGAUUCUGACUACCUCGGGAGCGGGUGUCGACGAGGACCCCCGGCCUUGUAUAAACGGGACGUGGGAAGACGGCAGGGCUUUAGAGGAGAUAGACCCCGGGGGUUCCGUGAGUUCGGGAGGCGAAGCUCGAACUGUACGCCCUGACCUCCCGUCUCCGAGCACGCCCCGGAUCCGGAAUGGACCUCUGCAGCAGAAGUGCAGAGUUUCUGACCCGGCUGAUGCGAGUUGUUUUUUCUGGGGCUUUAAAACGUUUUCUUCCCUAAGUAAAGAAAAUGGCAGAGGCACGAAUCCCGUCAGUCACUCUUUUCAGUUUCCCUUGGCUUAUCGGCAAGCAGAAUGUGCUGAUGUUAAAAAAGCGAAGCGUGAGCCACUUAGUCACGCUAGUGAAAGUAAAAGCGCGAGAGAAAUCGAGAGUGAGAGCGAGCAACCCGUUCUCGUCGUAGAACCUCCAGAGCGACGAACGGAAGUUGCAGCUAAAGAUGCCGACGUACCUGUGGUGAAACGAGAGCGUUGGCCAUCCACGGAAAUCGAAUCUUUAACGGCAGUCCUGGAAAAUUUUACCCUAAAUGCUGCGUCUGAGAGCAGUGGAUUUCCAGCGGCGGGAGUAGAGUAUGAAAGCGAUCCUGUAAGGAAUUAUGCGGCGGGGAACUCCACGACAGAAAGUGCUGGUGAAGAAAGGGUGACCGAGAAGCGUGGAGAGAACGAACUAAAGGAAGAGGAGGUGAUACCUGGAGAAAAAAAUGGAAGCCGACUCUGGGAAGACUCUUUGGAGGCUACCAAAGAGACGAGCGAAUCGGAAGAGGAGGUUUAUCCCUUAAGAAAAGUCAAGUGUAAGAGCCAGUUUACCCAGUGUUUUAUGGGGGCCUCACUUCAGACACCUACCAGAGAAGAAGCACAAAACAUUGAGACCAAUUUCCAGGCUCCUGCUGGCAGAAAAUCUGGAGACUCCUCUCUCAUGACCACAUGCAGCAGCGUGGCCGGGGGAGAGAUUAAAGGAAUCUUUCUACCUUGUGCCGUGGCUAACCCCUCUUCAUCGGAUGCUGUAGAUGAGCUUCCGCCAGCGGUGGCAAAACUCGAUCGUAAAAAUGAUCCUCCCGCAGUUGAUGGGGUUCACGGCGAAACCACCCGAAGUGUCCCAGCACCGAUGGAGAACCUCAGUCGUAAAAAUGGCCCUCCCGUGCUCGACGGGGUUAACGGUGAAACGACCCAAAGGGUAGAACACGGACGGCGCUCAGCUGCACACGGGGGAACUAGCGAUGGAGAGAACGUUUUGUCCGAGUGGACAGGAUCAACAUUACAGCCGUCUGAGACGUUAGUACGGGACCCCACGGGGAAUGAUACCGACGGGUCGGAAGAUACCCAGCCGCAGGAUCGGGUGUCAGGGAGGGACCCCGAAAUCGUAAAUCGACGUGUUGUGAAGAACGGGGAAUUGGAUCUGGGAAUCGUAGAGCCCGGCAACCAGAGGUCGGUAAAUGGCGAACAACUCGAGUCAGAAACGGACCGGACCGAGGCCCGUGCGACUCACGCAGAAGCCCCUCAAGCUCAAAAUAAUAUUUGUCCAGAGAGGCUGGAAGAUGAUCUCGCUCCCGAGGAGCUCGUCCAUCCCUUACUGUCCCGGGAAAGUUUUUCCAGAAAUGGUAAAAGCGCUAUGUCCAAAGACAGCUGUCUGUGGAAUCUACUCCCCGCAUCCGGGUUACUCUCCGUCCCUCGAGAACAUAAUUUAACUCCCGAGUCCCAGAGCGUCGAAUUUGAUAGUAGAGACGAUAUCUUAGAACUGGAGACCUUCGGUGACCCGGUGUGUAGCAACGGGACGCGGUCAGAUCUCCCGAACGGAAAGUUACCGGUUCCGUCGACGGAGGCUUCCACCGAGACGAAACCUGAACAAGGGAGGCCUCCUCAGAAAUUAUCGCAUAGCAGGUGUAAAGGCAAACUUCAGCAGGGUCACGUGACCCAGCCGGUUUUAGCCAACGCCGACACUUCCACCCCGACGAAAUGUUCUUCCGACGUGAUCACCAGGAUAAGGGAAGAGAUAGGUCCGCCUUUGCCUCCCCUGCUGCCCCCUUUACUGGAUACGCCCCCGAGAGCGCUGCGUCCCGUCUCCCCGAUCAUGUCGACCUCUAGUCAGUCCUCGCUACCGUCACCUCUUGAUGACUUGAUCUCCCCGUUACGGGACACGCCGGUCCCUCCGCUGAUGUCUCCGCUGUCGGACGACCCUCGGUACAAAUCGCCCCUGUUCGCCAGUCCGUCGCCCUCGGAUGCGUUAGCCGGUCGAAGGAUCCUCACGUCCCCCCUGCAGUUUUGUGCCGCCACGCCGAAGCACGCCCUCCCCGUGCCCGGAAGGCUUCCUCCGUCCGCGGUGGGCAACUCCACGCCCGGAAGGCCACAGGAGAAUUCCGUGAAGAUCCUCGACACCAUGUACCCGGAACUGUCCGCCAGAGCCAGAACGCUCAACAUCCUCAAAGGCAACAUUCAGCUGAACAGGUGCCCCCAGUCCAACUGCAAAAGUUUACCGGGGCCCGUCAACCAGAUCACGGGAUUCAAAGCGAUCGCCUCCACGUCGACGGCGUUCGUUAAAACGGGAAGCGGCGCCGGCGCCGAGGGCGACAGGGAGAAGGUAGAGGACGCGGAGACUCAGUCCGCAAGUUCACGGGAGCGGGGGUGUAAAAGGGCAUCGGUCUCCACGUCGGUUCUGCGGAGCGCUAAAAGGCUGCGCCUAGACAGCGAGUCGCCCAAAGCGGAGAACGGUCUGGGGGACGCUCCCGCGGGGAUCGCCGAAGACCUCCCAGCCGGGUCCCCUCAGAUUGAAAGCCCGGGGGCGGGCCGUGGGGAGCCCGGGGGGGAGCCGGCCAACAGCUCUGCUGGCGAAUCGCCUUCGCCGACCCAAGAGAUGGCCGAGCCCCGCGACGGCGGCGUGACCGACGCGCUGAAGAAAAUCGCCGAAACCUGUUUCGAUCUGUUGCCUGUCAUUUCCAGCCAUGUGUACGUGGGGAAUAUUUCUAGGAAGCCGGUAAUGAGAGAUCAAGAGAAAGAAGUCGUCUCUGAAUUCGGAAUCACGAAGAAGCAUCUAGCAGAAACCUUGCUUCACGCGAUUCUCUCCGAACUGAAAACGCAGAAGCCGUCUCCGGACCACAGUUACGUUCAUGCCCUGUGCAGGGUGUAUGUCGGGAUCUGCAGGCAUCUCGGAGACUUGGAACGGGCUCGCCUCUUCUGUUACACCCUGCUUAAAGAAGAUUUUCCAGAAUCUGAGAAGUUAACUCUGUUCAUCGCAAGCACGUGGCAUGAUAUAUUUAUCUUUCAAGGAGUGCUGAACAAAGCCAUCCAGCUCGUCGCCCGGCAGCGUGCCAGAGGAGAGGUUCUGAACUGCUUGAGUGCUUAUCUCAACUGGGAAGAGAACUCCUCCUUGGAUGUCGGUAUCAUGAUCUCAAGUCUGCUUUUGGCGAUACAGUUAUGUCCUAAAAUGGAAUUUCAGUUAAGAGAAAAAUUUGGUGAAGACCUAAGUGACAGCACUUGGGAAUAUAUAUUUGCUAUCGAUCUACUUUGCUGUCAUCAGAAAUGGGUUUGGACACACGAUAACAUCGUAAGUAAAGAGCUGUGGCCAGUCAUGGACACGUGGAUACGGCACAGAAAGGGGAACACGAACACUACGUGCCCUCCGGAUGUUAUUGUGGCGUCGAUACUCAGACUGAUCGGCCGCUUAGGCCAGCUAGGUUUAAAAGAAGGCUAUUCUUUUGCUGUGAAAAACAUCAGCAGAGUCAUCGGUACUUUCAUAAAACAUGCGCCAGAAGAAGCCGUACCCUGGGCCGUGCAGUUGGCGGCUGUCUACGCGCUUUGCGAACUGAGUCCCAGCAACCCGUCGGAAGCGUUCGACGUGUUAAACUCUUGGAGAACGGGGGCCGCGAAGAGCGUCCCGUCCGCGGUCAGCGGCUGCAUAGCUGAAAUCAGCGAGAUGCGAGCCGCGGAACGCGCUUAAACCGCCCGGAACCGCUCUGCCCACAGAAGUGCCUUUUUGUCUGGAGGAGAAAAGCGGGUCGUGCCGUUUUACGAGACGCCCGAGGACGAAAGCAAUAUCCAGAAGGACACGGCCAGGAGAAUCGCUCUCUGAUUGCCGGCGUGGGAGGAGGGAGAGGCCGGAGGCACUGUUUGCUUCCCUCCCCUUCCCGCCCCGGGGACGUUCUAGUUGCACAGUUGUCCCGUGUAACUUGUAUGUGCAUUUCACGUGAGCCCACCACCCCCUGUAAAUGACAGAUGGGCCGAAGCGACGCGUUUCGGUCGGAUGAGGAGAACCCGGACUUGCCCUUUUUGCUGCAGAAGGAGGAGAUGCCCUUUUGUGUUUUUUAAACCGCGCGGUAUUUUAAAAUGGACGUAAGUUACGACAGCUUUCGGUCGCGGAGCCGGAGAUACCUCCGGGCCGCGCCCUCGAGACGUGGGCCGGACGUGUCUUCCCUUAAGCGAGCCACGUGGACCGCGGACCACGUGUCCGUGUGUUUUAUUUAGGUGGGCCUUCCCGGCCGGCCGCAAGCCGAGCCGGCGGCGAAAACUCCGUCUAACUUAUUUUCCGUCCGUUCGUAGAGCGACUCGACGGCUUCCGGCCGACGGGGACGAUGGAAUCGCGGCAGUGAAAGUUUUAUGUUUCGAUUACGUGUAUAUGAAAGAUUCAGAGGUAACCAACAGAUCUCUGUAUGUUUUGUAUAUAGGGUAUAUUGCUAUAAUGUGUUUCACAUUUAAUGAUGUUCCACUUUGGGAAUUUUAGAGUUUGUAUAUAGAAAGCAGGUUUAACGAUUCACGUGGUUCUGCCUCCUAAUAUGGUUUAUCUUGUAUUGACCAUUUCUUAGACAACGCUGUACAUUUUUUUUUUUUUAUAAUAAAAUCAAAGUGAAUACUG